This is a messenger RNA of Limulus polyphemus (Atlantic horseshoe crab), 2288 nucleotides long. RefSeq names its product synaptogyrin-1-like. Gene Ontology annotation, cellular component: neuromuscular junction; synaptic vesicle membrane. The transcript is spliced from 4 exons. The record is from RefSeq and is a predicted model, not a curated record. Bases 86 to 763 code for a protein of 225 amino acids. NCBI's taxonomy places the organism in Eukaryota, Metazoa, Arthropoda, Merostomata, Xiphosura, Limulidae.
AGAAAUGAGAAUACUCUGUAGUCUUGAGAAGCACGUGUCAGACGUACGGGUAUUUUCGUAAUAAAUUAAUAACUUAUGUUUUAAAAUGGAAGGAGGAUUUUAUGGAGCUGGAAAGGCUGGAGGAUCUUUUGAUCCAUUAUCUUUCGUUCAAAGACCCCAAGUUAUAUUAAGAUUUUUAUGCUUGAUUUUUGCCAUUGUAGUUUUUGGAUGCAUUGCCGAUGAAGGAUGGCUGAAUGAUGACUGCCUUUUUAACAAGGAUAGCAAUGCUUGUAACUAUGGAGUUGGUAUAGGAGUUAUUGCAUUUUUAACUAGUAUGGGUCUCCUGGUGGGUGAAGCAUUGUUUGAGAAUAUCUCAAGUGUCAAAAUUCGCAAACGAUUGGUUCUUUGUGACUUGGGACUUUCAGGUUUCUGGUCCUUCAUGUUUUUCGUGGGGUUCUGCUACUUAUGUGAUGCAUGGCGUCGGGCAGAAUACCCCUUGGGAGGUUUUGGUAUUGGUAAUGCUAGGGCAGCCAUUGCUUUCAGCUUUUUUUCUGUCUUUCUCUGGGCUGGUUGUGCAUAUCUAGCUUUUAAGCGUUAUCAUUUGGGUUUGGACACGUCAUUUGGCACUGGCUACGAUGCCAACCCUAAUGCAGGACCAGGAGACGGCCCGUAUAGCAGUUACCCAAGAGGUCCAGAUAUGAAUGAGGCAUACCAAGAGCCACCUUUCCCAACUGGUUCUGAGGAAGGUGCACGAGGUCCUAAUUUUCAAGUUUCUUCUUACUGAGAAAAUGGAGAGUUUUGCCAUAUAAUAACCCAGGCUGCUGAGGUUUCAACUCUGUAUUUUCUUGUAGAAUGUGAUGGUGAGAAUGUUGUUGGUGUAUGAAUAUUUACUUGUAGCUGUGCUCACAUCAAUAAAUGUUAAAUUUCAUGUACACAACACUGUAAUUUUAUACAGUGCUUCAAAGAAGUGAUAAAAGUUCGUGUGUUAAACAAACACGUACGCAUUUCAGAAGAUAUGUUUACCGAAAACCCAUUAAAUCCGACUUAUUUUUUUAAAUACUUUGUAUAUCAGUACAAACCGGUUUUGUUAAUGCUGUUGAUUCUACUAUAACUUAAUGUUGUAAGUUCUAUUUCAAAAUGGUUCAUUUAACUUGGACCCCAUACUUAUUACUUCAAAGUGUAAGAAUGUAAAAGGAAGACCCUGUCGAUAAACUGUCUGAUUGAUCAAAUAAGUAGAUGCAGUGUUGAAUUAUUGAAAGAAAUUUAUUCCCAAUUGAUUUUAUAUGUGUUAUCACUUAUUCCAGGACUGAAAUAUUGAACUGUUAUAUUUAACUAUUGAGAGAUAAACAUACUUUGCUCUAACAAAUCAUUGAUAAAAGCAGGUACAAAUGUCCUGAAGUUUUAUCAACAGCUUCUCCGUUCUAGGUUAGAGGUAAGAAAGAAAGUACAUGUAGUAAAACAGUAAACGAAAGAUUUUAUGUAUUAUAAAACUAAUUGUACACGUGUGUAACAGGUAUUUUUUGUUUUCCUACAAACGAAAAAAAUUAAUUUCUCGCUUAUAAAAGGACUCGACAGUUAUAAAGUGUGUGUAAUGUACAUAAAGAUGUUUUUCAUUUAUAACGUUAAGAUAAAUUAUUUUAUAAAUGUAACAGAUUUGUGGAUGGUAGAAAAUGAGAAAUGGUUUUGGUCACAUCUGCACACUAUGGGUCUCAAACCAAAUAUUUACGGUUACUUAUGUUUCAAGCAGGAUUUAUACCCUGUAAUAUUGGAAAAUCAAAGAUAUGAAGAGUUUUAAAAACUAAGGACCAUGGGCAUUUUAAACUUGUAUCAUCUUCUGAUAAAUUCUAGGUUGUAUUUAUAGGCUCACCUGGAAAUUACAUCCUUAUGCAAUCACUAGGACAUAACCCCUAUAAAUUAUCUACAUAAUUUUUUUACAUAUUGCAUACAGGUUUAAAUAUAUAAUCGAAACCUGGGAUGUCGUAAAUAAUCAAAUCAUUCCGUGAGUUUCGAUUUAUUAAAUUCGAUGUAUCUACAUACAAACUUCAUGUGGAUUAGUUUUCCUACUGUUGUUUUAUCAAAAUUUUUGGUUUUUCUGAUGAAGUUACAUGUUUAAUAGAUUUAGUAGCUUGUGCAACCUAGAAACAAAAUUAAUUUUCUUUAUAUUCAGAUAUAUAUAUAUAUAUUUUGUACACCAUCUAACAAAACAAAAACAAAAUGGACAGUGUUUAUGCAACUAUGCAAAAAGUGUUAAAAUUUUCACAAACCUAAAAUUUCUUUCAAUAAGGUUAUACAAUGAAAUAUACAUGUAA